Molecule: messenger RNA, 1944 nt
Organism: Cydia pomonella (codling moth)
Lineage: Eukaryota; Metazoa; Arthropoda; Insecta; Lepidoptera; Tortricidae
Product: ATP synthase subunit gamma, mitochondrial-like
Exons: 5
Coding region: 604-1518 (304 amino acids)
Biological process (GO): proton motive force-driven ATP synthesis
Molecular function (GO): proton-transporting ATP synthase activity, rotational mechanism
Source: RefSeq, a predicted model, not a curated record
AUAGAUAUGAUUGAUAUGAACUUAUUAUUUCUCUAUUAACAUUAAACACGAGUCAAAUUUAAAUAGGGAAAUUAGAACCCCAAUAUUUCCAAUGUUACAAAACCUGGUAGCUUAAAAUUUUAACAGUGUUCAAGGCAAUGUUCAGAUAUUUUCAAAGGUAAGAAGCAAAUACCAUCCUCCUUAGCGCUCAAGCAGCGAUGAAAACAACCGAUGAUUAUUUUAAUUUUGUUUACGUCAAACAUUUCCGUGGACACUGCCUAGAUUUGUGCAAUUUGAUUCCGCUAAGUUAGACGAGAUAGAGUGCACGGAUGCAUAUGUAGAUGUGCACGCACACAUACAUACUCGUAGCUAGUUUCGGAUGCAAAUUAGAGAUAGCGCUUCGAAAUUAGAUUCCUUAAAAUGCUUUAAGAGGGCUCUCUUUUCCUAUAUACUUACUUUACUCUUUGCCUACAACAUACCUACUUAUUUGUGUCAUACUCGCCUUUUCAGUUUAUUAACUGUCACUUUGGAAAAUGUCACAAAUCUGUCAUUUCCACGCAGUAUAUGUUAUUUGAUCAACUAAAUUCACAUUAUUUAAUAGUAAUUGAACAUUAAAAUAACAAAAUGGUACAAUUAAAGCAAGUAUCAUUACGAUUGAAGUCCAUAAAAAAUAUUCAAAAAAUUACAAAGACAAUGAAGAUGGUCUCUGCGAGCAAGUUUACUAGGGCAGAAAGGGAAUUAAGAGCUGCGAGACCAUUCGGCUACGCUCCACGAAAGUUCUACGAGUCGAGUAAGCUGGUGGCGGGGCCGGUCGAUGCCAAGCCAGGCGAAGAUAAGAAAGAGGCGGCGGAGGCCGCGGUGGCGCCGGCGGCGGCUGCGGCGCCUGACCAGGAGGGUGACAAGAAACUCAAGAGAGUGUACAUUGCUGUAACUUCUGAUCGAGGACUAUGCGGUGGAGUCCACAGCGGCGUAGCUCGCCGCAUCCGCCGUGAUAUGAUAGCGAGAAACGCAGAGGGCGCCACUCACAAAAUAUUCGCCAUAGGUGACAAGUCACGUGGCAUGCUUCGACGCCAGUUUGCUCCUAACAUGAUCGUUUCCAUUAAAGAUAUUGGUCGCCAAACACCUGUGUUUGCUGAUGCGUCUCGGAUGGCCGCUGCGCUGUCGGAUUCUGGAUACGUUUAUGACAUAGGAGAUAUUUACUACAAUAAGUUCUACAGCGCUGUCAAAUAUGAAUUAAAUGUUAUACCUUUUUUCAACAAAGAUAAGGUUGAGACUGCGCCUAACAUGAACGCGUUCGACGACGUGGACGCCGACCAGCUGGAGUGCUACACUGAGUGGACUCUGGCCGCGCUGCUGUACUACGCGCUGAAGGAGAGCGCGGCAUCAGAGCAAUCCGCGCGCAUGUCUGCCAUGGACAACGCCACCAAAAACGCCAGCGAGAUGAUCAGGAAGCUCACGCUGCUCUUCAACCGCACGCGCCAGUCUGUCAUCACUAGGGAACUUAUCGAGAUAAUUUCUGGGGCAGCUGCGUUGGAGUAAAGAUACGUGAUAAUAUAACUUUGUGUUUUUCAAACCAGUCAAUUAUUUUCACAUUUUGCAGAGAAUCAAUGUUUCAAAUAUCCGAAUAUUUGCUGCGGUUCAAUAAAUACAUCUAAUGUUUGUUUGGGCUAAAGCGAUCCAGUUCCAGGCAUUUCAUCUUUAAAAUAUUGAUAAGGAGGAGAAUCAUGAAAAUACAUUAAACUUUUAAAUGUGAUGACUGAUGGUGAAGCACAUGUUAAUUUCUACAUGACCAUAAAGUUAGUUUACUUUGUCUAAUUCAGGCUUGUCCAAUUGUUUCUGUUUAAAUCUACGAUAUUAUAUACUGAGGUUGCCUAUACGGAUAACGUAUGAUACGGUGUAUUUAUUGUAGGGAGUAUACGUUAUUGAUUUGUAAUUAAAAAUAAAUAAAAAGAUAAAACACAACAA